GUGUGAUCCAAUAAUAAACACGAAAAGAAGCGGGGCAGCUACUGCCAAAUAUGGGCAAAAUACCGGUGCUGUUAGCCGACUGAUUGACGAUGGUUCGUCAGGAGGGAGUAGGAUCCAGUAUGGUCUGAGCUAGAGGGAGCUGUAUGAAAAUGCCAGUUGAUUGCCCCCUGUCACCUCCUCCUCCUCCUCCACCACCACCACCUCUUCCUGCUCCAGGUCCACCACCUCCUCCUUCAGCCUCAUCACACAAAAAGAAGCUGUAUCAGACUAUAGCCAGCAGCAGGAGUCCUGUAGAGGGGGACCACACAGAGGCCUGCCUACUGCUCAGUCAGAGAGACAGCAGUUUUAGGAAGGACCUGCAGUGGAUACUGGUGAACACAUAUGUGCCUUCCCUCAUCCAAGAUGGUCCACAGUGUGGUCUGGUGGCUUUGUGGAUGGCUGCUCACCUUGGACAGCCGCAGCUGAGCAUGGAAACUGUAGUUCAGACAGCACUGAGCAGGGGAUACACAGCACAGGGGGAAAUGUUUUCAGCUAGCGACAUGGCCCUGCUGGCAGAGGAGGUUUGUGGCUGUAAGGCAGAGCUGCUGUCCGGAGGUUUAAGUGGCAGCAAUGCUGCAACCAUCAUCACACACUUGUGGGGGAGACAGCCGGUUCUCGUCCCAUAUGAUGAGGACUACAACCAUGAGCCAUGCCAGCGUAGCGGCCACAGGGCGCACUGGGCAGUCGCUUCAGGUGUUCUCCUUGGUUUGGACCAGGGGAGUGUGAGUGAAAUGCACCAUCAGUCUAAUCCCAGUCUGCCCUGGCUUUACCUGCCCAGCGACACCAGUUUCCCCUGUCCCAUCAGCAACACGGGACUCAGAGAGGUUUAUAUCCUGGCUAAGCAGGGUAAAAGCCUGCGCUACCAGCUGUGGAGUUGGGACAGCAUAGCUCAGAGCAACGAGCAGCUGAGGACAAUGGACCCUCAGAGAGCCAACGACGGGACCCAGUAUGUGGUUCCUCGAGGAGGGGUAGAGGCUGGGCUGGCGGGAAAGGCAGUGUUGCUCCACACAAGGACACAGGAGCAGUAAUAAGUACGACGCUGCUGGCCAACAAUCCGAGUUUUAUUUUGCAUCACGGUGAAUUCUUAUGGUGCUGUCUGAAUGACGCUGCAGUUGAACCCAUGUGAAUAAUGGGUUUAUACAGAUGUGGAUCAGUCUUGUUUCAACUUAACUUUUAAGUUUAACAGGGCUUUGAAAAGUACAAAAGUAAAGAUGCUGUACAUGUCACAGUUCUGAUGCAGCAUGAUUGUUAAUUCUAUUAGAAAAGGGUGAAAUAUAUUUGUCAACCAUCAAGAGAUAUGGCUGAUCUCAGGGAGUUAUCUCCUCAUCUGUAGUUGCAUAAGGUCUUUGUAGGUAAAUGAAUAAUUAUAUACUAAACAAGAGGAUCUUUGAUUGCCUUAUGUCUGGUCAUUAUCUCCAUGACAAAAGAACAUGUGUGCUCAGAGUAUUAAUAGUUAGUUUACCUCAUUGAUAUUCAACAACGUGCACCGAAAUCCAAUCAGAUCAUCUUACACCUGUGGUGUAACUGUAAAGUUUCUACUAUGUAUUCAGCAUAUCAACAUACUGUCCUACAGACCAUGUAGUGUGGUGGAGGGACACAUAAUUUGAACGACAUAAUUGUCGUAAAUGAGCCAAAGUGUAAUUGCUAUUCUUGGCUGGAUCUUUUAUCUUUUUUCUCUCUCUGUUUGUCAUGGUUUAUUGUUGUAUCGCCUGUGAAACUGGAAUGGUGUGCCUCCUUGGCCAGGUGUCCCUCAAAAAAGAGACUGUAGUCUCAAGGGAUUCCUGAUUAAAUAAAGGUUUAAUAAAAUAAAUAAAAAAACAUUUCUACACUAAA
Molecule: messenger RNA, 1872 nt
Organism: Lates calcarifer (barramundi perch)
Lineage: Eukaryota; Metazoa; Chordata; Actinopteri; Centropomidae
Gene: actmap
Product: actin maturation protease
Exons: 7
Coding region: 144-1067 (307 amino acids)
Source: RefSeq, a predicted model, not a curated record